AUGGAAACUAUCUUCCAAAAGAGCCGUAGAGAGAAGUUUUAUGAAACAUAUCAACAACUGUCAUUAAUUGCUUUGUUGAGUAAGUACUGCUCUUUUGAGAUCAAACCAUCUAAAUUUCAUAAAGUCAAUUGUACACAACUACCACGAAUAAUUUCAAUAAAGGUGAACGAAGAGGAGCCAGUCAAUGUACGCAAGUUGGCUCUCCAACAAUGUUUACACUUCUUUGAUAUCGACGAAAAGAAAAUGUCGAGAAACACAGCACAUAAGAGAUUCGAUAAAAAUUUCCACACAUUCAUUAGUAACUUUCUUAUUGAUAUUGCUUUGGAAAACGGGUUUUCGUUGAACACCAGAUUUGCAAAGGAAACACAUAAGACUUUCAGGAGUGAAAGGGUGGUCUGUAUGAAAAGGAGCGAUGGAGUCUACUUGGGUCAACAACAAAUAGAAGCACUUGGGAAAGACAUGUUAGAGUACAUAUCAAAGAACACUAAUAGGAUUGAAGCUAUCCACAUAGAAAAAGGUAGUAAAAUUGUACAAAAGGUUAUAGAGAAUGUUUGUCAUCUGAUUGUGUAA
Entamoeba invadens IP1 is the source of this 570-nucleotide messenger RNA. RefSeq lists its product as hypothetical. Bases 1 to 570 code for a protein of 189 amino acids. The transcript has a single exon. NCBI's taxonomy places the organism in Eukaryota, Evosea, Mastigamoebida, Endamoebidae. The record is from RefSeq and is a predicted model, not a curated record.